UUCAGUAGCAACACAAAAGCAACAACUUUUCGCUCACUUUGUCCUUUAUUCUUAAUAUACGAUAAUAAUUUUUUCUGUUGUUACUCUUGCCAUUUUUACCCACAUAAAUAUACGUUGCAAGCAUUAAGCAAGCUGAUGUUUAUCACACAUACAAUUGUGGUGCAAAAAAAAGAAGAGAAACUUUGUCGACAAAGACUAACAUAGAGAGCGAAAAAAAAAUUUAAAUUACAUUUUAACAAAAGGCAACCGAAGGGACAAAGUAGUGAAGACAUAAACUGAUAUUUAUGCACAACUCGGAUACAUAAAAUUGAUCAAUCAAUUUGCCAAAGUGGUAACGGAAAAUAAACCGCAAUAAAAGUAGCACAAGAACAUUAUGUGAUGAGAUGUGCAGCAAGUGAAUUGAAAACUAAAGAACAUCGACCAAAAAAGCAACAACAACAACAGAAGCAACCGAAAACCAAAACGAAGAAACGACACCGACAACUUCAACGACUACGACGACAACUAUCGAUAACAACUAAAAGAAAACUAACAACCAGAAAUACGACGAAUGUUAAAAGUGAUAAAGUGAAAAAGCAACUCUAUCUGUACAUGUUACAUUGUGAAUAUGUGUAUGUGUGUGUGUGUGUGGGGAGAGUGAGUAAAGUGUUUGUGAAAAAUCGAUGGUGAAGUUUUGAAUCGAAGAUAGAAAGAGAGAAACGGGAAAAUAAAUCCGUAAAAUAAGCUGCUUCCUUUUUAAUACUCAUGUGCAUGCAGAGAAAGAGCAAAUAGUACAGCUGUAGCAGAAGUAGUUGGCCAAAUGGCAAAUUCUCGCUAAUGAAAUCGAGCAUGAAAAUAGAACAUCACAGUGGACAAUUGAGGCUAAAUGACGGCAGACGCAAUUGAAGCAACAACAAAAAAAAAGAGAUGAGAAGAAAAAACACAAUCACCAGUCCAGCACAGCACAGUGAAUGUACACAUUGAAUAUAAUUACGCCAAAUGUUGUGCAAUUCGAGCAGCUGAAUAUUAUCCUCUAAACGACUCUGGACUAUCCAUCGGCCAAAUGUGAUGAGGCUAAAGCAGCGAGCGAGCGAACGAGAGAGACAUUUGACGAAUGAUGCGAUAUAUAUAAAAUAAAAUUACCAACUAUAAAUUGCACAACAACACUCAGUCAAAGUGAUGCUCAGCAUAAUUCUCUCGCGCACAGUCCAAGGGCAAUAAAAAAAAACGGAACACACUCAGACACACACAACGACACCGAAACCAAACCCGACAAAAUGAAAUAUUCUGCCCUGGAAACUUAUCCAUCGUGUUUUCUUCACCGUUUUGAAUUUGACGUGAUGUUCAGCUGAAAAACGUCGUUGCCAGUUGAGAAAAUUGUCAAAACAAAGCAACAACAAAAAACUCUGCCCAAACAGAAGACGACCAAACAAACACACAGAAGAAGAGAAAAAAAACAAUAACCGAAAACAACACCGUGAAUUGUGAAUUGCAUGAAAUGUGGAAUGUGUUUUCAUCAGCGAAGCAAAAGUGGAUGAUUUGUUAUGAAAUGUGUUGUGUAGAAAACGUGCACGUUGUGUUUGAGUGGGAGCAAUAGAACGAGUGUUUUGUCUCUCAUUUCAUUGCGCGCUCGAAGAAAAAACAACAACAAGAUCUUCGAAUACGAAAAAGCAUUUAACAAAAGUUGUACAGAGAAGAGAAAAAAAAAGUAUUUGCAAAACUUUUGAAACCAAAGUGAAAUAAAUGUUAAACCAAUAGAAAGAAUACGAAUACACGCGAGCGCUUAUCGCGCGACACAAAUGAUGGAAAUGAGCAUACAUUAAACAGAAAAAAAAAUUGCACGAGAUAAUAAAUAAACGGGAAAAAAAAGUUUUGAUAUUUUGCCGUCUCUGUUUGUCAUUUGAUUUGUGUCAGUUCUCACGGCGAGCACAAAGAUAAAGAAAAAAAAGAUCCGAAAAGAAAUACCAAGAAUAUUAAUAACGUCAAGUGAAACGCAACAACAUUCGCAACGGAAAACUGAGAAACAAGGACACCGAAUUCGAACCAAGUGAAAACAAAGUUUUUGAUAUCAAAGUUAUAUGUAUGAAAUGAUAAGGAAAAGCGAAGCAUUUGUGUUCCACAAGAAGUAAUCAAGUAGCCAAAAAACAAACGAACGAGCGAGCAAGCAUUGAGACGCAACGGGGGCAUAAAAAACAGGACAACGUACACAGGCAAUGCCAUUUGCCCGCCAUCUAUAAAAUAUCCAAACACAAAAACAACGAGGACAGAAGAAGAGCAACAGCAGUGAUAUACAGUGACAGCAAUUUUACGGAAACUAAUACAAAAUGUAAGAGAGCGAAAAAAAAGCAUUGAAUCUUUGUUUGAAAUUGAUGCCCGUUUGAGGACAACCAACGCCUGAACACACACAACCUCCACUGGAUCAUGUUGGCUGCCACAUUAUUUGUUUCGGUGACGUUGAUGAAUCAAAUGCCGAGCAUUUUAUAAGCAAUAUGUAUGGAAACAUUCAACAUUUAUGGUAAUUUACGCUGGCUCGUAUCAUCUAUCAAACACAAUGGAUGGAGAAAAUCGCAUAAUUUUGAACGUCGGCGGAGUCAGGUACGAAACCUACAAAGCCACAUUAAAGAAAAUCCCAGCAACACGCUUAUCACGCCUUACCGAAGCAUUAGCUAAUUACGAUCCAAUAUUGAAUGAAUAUUUUUUCGAUCGGCAUCCCAUCGUAUUCGCACAAAUACUCAACUAUUAUCGAACGGGUAAAUUACAUUAUCCGACCGACGUUUGUGGACCACUAUUCGAAGAGGAAUUAGAUUUUUGGGGACUUGAUAGUAAUCAGGUUGAGCCAUGUUGUUGGAGUACGUACAGCACCCAUAGGGACACGCAAAAUACAUUAGCAAUUUUAGAUAAAUUAGAUUUGGAUAACGAGGAUGAGCCAUCUGAGGAGUCGGUGGCCCGCAUGUUUGGUUUCGAAGAGAAUCUAAUGAACGGUGAUUUGUCAUAUUGGCAACGCACCAAACCAAAAAUCUGGGCACUAUUUGACGAACCAUCUAGCUCAACUGGCGCGAAGAUAAUUGCCUGUGCCUCUGUAUUAUUUAUAAUGGUAUCUGUGAUAUCUUUUUGCUUAAAAACCCAUCCCGGUUUUCGUGUAGAACUGCCACCAGCGUUGAGUGGUGAAUUCAUCAAUAGCAGCCUGAAUCAUCACAGUCGGAGUCCAUAUUCAUCGACGGCAAUGCCAAAAACAACCACGUUCAAAUAUGUGAGCAGUAAGAGCAGUGGCAGUAGUUUCAGUCCAACAUCAACGGAGAACAUUGCAUCAGCAUCAGCAUCACCAUCAUCAUUACCAUCGCCAACGACGACAAUAUUUUCUUCAUCGACCAUACAACAAGAGCGUCCCGAACGAAAGCCGGCCCCGUUCAGUGUGGGCGAUCGAUCGACAUGGCUGGAUGCCACCGAUAGUCAGCCGCACGAAGCAUUUUUUUAUGUCGAACUUCUUUGUAAUAUAUGGUUUAUCGUUGAAUUUACUACAAGAUUCCUGGUUUCACCAAACAUGUUGGAGUUUAUCAAGUCCCCAGUAAAUUUAGUCGAUUUAGUGUCAACGUUGAGUUUUUAUUUUGAGAUAAAACAGCGUUUGGGCGAACAGACUGGUUUAUUUGAAGCCUUGUCAAUAGUGCGUAUAUUACGUUUGUUUAAAUUAACACGGCAUUCGCCCGGGCUGCGCAUUCUCAUCCAUACGUUUAAGGCAUCUGCCAAAGAGCUAACGCUGCUAGUGUUCUUCUUGAUGCUGGGUAUUGUCGUAUUUGCCAGUUUAGUUUAUUAUGCAGAACGAUUGCAAGACAAUCCAGAUAAUGAGUUCAAGAGCAUACCGCUCGGCUUAUGGUGGGCCAUUGUAACGAUGACUACAGUCGGUUAUGGUGAUAUGGCGCCGAAGACGUAUAUCGGGAUGUUCGUUGGAGCUCUAUGUGCAUUAGCCGGUGUGUUGACAAUUGCUCUACCCGUGCCAGUCAUUGUCAGCAACUUCUCCAUGUUCUAUUCGCACACGCAGGCACGAUCAAAACUACCGAAGAAACGUCGACGCGUAUUGCCCGUUGAGCAACCGAGACGAAAAACCCGUGAACCACCAGUAGCAAAUCGACGAACGAACGCACUCAAGCAUCAACAUACACAUCCUGGUGCACAGUCACAUCCAUCCGUUUUAAAGGAUAGCUUUGGUUCGACAAAAAGUGGCCAUGUGAAUGGUGUGAAUGUGAUCGGAUUAACACAAUCUACAGCAUCACCAUCUAAUCAGCCCAUGUCAACGUCAAUGUCAACCAAAAUGGCCAACAUGACUGGCGGCGCCACCAAUUUCUCCAAUCCAUCAUCAGCAGGCGAAGGCUUUUCAGCUCAAUCAUCGUCCGUACAAUGUCUAAAGCCACGACCGCCAACCACCUGUAAUUUGGAGUAUGUUUCACCGAAAUCGGUGCUGCUCCAACCGAAGCUAUUGAAUUCCAAUUUAGAUGAGCGCAAAGAAUCCAAAGGUAGUAUAACCAAUUCGGACGAAAUAGUCGUAGCAGAUACAGCAUACACCAAUGGCCAUGGCACUGCUGCUGGUUCUGCCACUAUCGCCAUCGUAGCACCACACAAAGUCACCACAGUUUACGAAGAAAACGAAAAAACCGGCGGAUCGACCGACGUAAGUGAUAAAAGCAAGUAGAUUUAAAAACACGAAGAAAAAACCAUGAUUGUGACAACAGAUUUUUUACCAUGACUUUUAUUAAUCUCAAUGUUUUCAUCAUUAUUAAUGAUGGUCAACGACGACGACGACACUCCCGAUAGCAUCGUCGUCGUCGUCGUCGUCGGCCAAAAUCGAAAAAUAUCCACACAACAUAACACACAGACACACUGGAUAUUUAAAUAUAGGAUCUAGAUAAAUGAUACAGAUAACGAAGAAAUGCAAAUGUAAAAACAACUUGAAAUAAUAGGUUAGACAAUGAUGUUUCCAUUUAUUCUAAACAACACUUGUUUAAAUGUCAUUUAAGCCGAAAAAAAAGCUUCACUCUUAAACAUGGGUCUGUCUCUUGAACGCGCACCCGUGCGUGUGCUCUUCAAUCCCCCAUUCUAAGGAGAUUACAACAGACGUGCCGCACGUCAAAUGCCAACAUAAUAUUUCACCUUCGAAAACUAAAAACCAAGAUAAAACUUCUCUCGCUGAGACGCUCUUACUCGCCCUCUUUCUGUCUCGUUCAUAUGGCUGCAAAUGAUCCCGUUGACGUGAGUUUUUAAGCCAAAAGGUAUCACGUCUCAUUUGAUUCCUCGAAAAUUUAUCUGAUUAUAGUUCAAAAGUGAAAUUGAAUUUUUUCCCAUCGUCGUCUUCUUCCUUUUCGUUUCGGUAAAUAAUUUCGGUCACGCACACCCGAACAUCAAAUUGAAACCACUCGCUGUGAGAAAAAAAACGAAGGAGCAGUUUUUUUUUCUGGUUUCAAGGAAGAAAUCUCUAUCGAAAAUUGCGAAACUUUGCAUAUCGUUCAAUACAUGGAUUUACAUGCGGUUUUUUUUCUUCAAUUUUGCUUUGAUUAUAAAAACGUACCACCGAUAUCAUUUCAUUGUGGCCAAUGCGACACAAAAAAUUACUUUUCUUACUACUUUAUGUGUAUCCCCUUGAUAUAAUUGAAUUGGACCAUGGUUAAUCUGUUUUCUUCUCGACUUUUUCCAGAUUUGCUUUUGCUUUUUCUAUCCUUCUUACUAUUUGAUUGUUGUAAACUUAGAUUGAAAUCGAAAACUCAAAAGGUCGAAAUUCAAUGAUUGUGAAAAACUAAUGAACUGCAACGAUGAGACAGCUUCUGUCAAUCGAUAAGAAAGAGAGACAGAGAGAAUUAAAUCGAAGGGAAUAAGUGGCAUGUCUUAGAUGUGAGAUGGCACUCAUUGUACGUAUACUUGUGUUGCACAAAAACCCAAAACCAAAAUAUAAGCAACAAAAAAAAAAAACCAGAAGUUGUGUAUAUAUAUUUUUGGAUGUUCGUUGAUAAGAGACUUUGAAAAAGCUUGUCACUCUAUUUUUGUUCGUUUUUUUUUCUCUAAGCAUUUUUUGUUGCGUUUCAUUCAAAAUAAAAACAAAAAUUGAUUUAAUUGACAUUGAUCUAAGAUCGCAUUCAACAAAGCGAAUGAAAGAAAAAACUGUUGAAUAAAUUUUCCAACGAAAGUGUACAUAAAAUGGAAAGCAAAGCAAAAAAUCGAAGCAAACAAAUGAUAUUAUAAAUAGUAUGAGUAAGUUACCGGUACGUAUAAUGUGUGAGCAAAAUUGAAAGCAAAUCUAAAUCAACACAAGGAAAAGGAAUGUUCUGCAUCAUCUUAUAUAUAUAUACACCUAACAUAUACAUAUAUAUAUUUUUCUUUUUUCAACGGUCGACAUUAGAAUGUAUCAAGUCUCUUCAAAGAAAAAUGCACCUAUUUCACGACAUUUACAGCAUAAUUCACUUUAGCGCUAAUCUUGUGAUUUACAAUGAAAGAUAGAGAGGAGAAAAAAAAGCAACAGCAGAAACUUUUCAUUAUUCUAGCUCGUUUUUAUUAUAGUCAUAUAGGUUCUUUAUAUAGAGUUAGGUUAUCAUAGCGAAUGAAAUAAUCCCGAUUGGAAAAGAUAUAGAGAUUAAAUUUGAUGAGGAAAGAAAAAAGCACAAAAUAAAUCCGAUUGAAAGCAAUGAUAUUGCGAUAGUGAACCGAAAAGAAAUGAAUGAAAAAGCCAUUAGAGAAAAGCAGAGAAAAA
Messenger RNA from Sitodiplosis mosellana (orange wheat blossom midge), 6709 nucleotides. Its product is annotated as potassium voltage-gated channel protein Shaw-like. Gene Ontology annotation, cellular component: dendrite membrane; neuronal cell body membrane; axon. The record is from RefSeq and is a predicted model, not a curated record. NCBI's taxonomy places the organism in Eukaryota, Metazoa, Arthropoda, Insecta, Diptera, Cecidomyiidae. Gene Ontology annotation, molecular function: protein binding; delayed rectifier potassium channel activity. Gene Ontology annotation, biological process: protein homooligomerization; potassium ion transmembrane transport. The transcript is spliced from 13 exons. The coding region runs from base 2492 to 4663 and encodes 723 amino acids.